CUUAAGUAUAAUUUAAUAAAUACAACCAACUUAAGUAUAAUUUAAUGAAUACAACCAACUUAAGUAUAAUUUAAUAAAUAGAACCAGCUUAGAUUUAAUUUAAAUAGAUAUAUCUAAAAUGAACAAAACACCCAGACACCACACACCCUCUAAUGCACAAAGUAGAAACCGUUGUCGAGGCCCGUCUUUGGAAAACCCAUUCAGCAAGUCGACCCCCAUGUCAAAAUGGUUGCAAAUUUCCUGAUUCUAUUGCAAUCAAGAUUAACUUUGAAAUAAUCAAGGGUCGAAACAGACUUAAACUCGGUUGCCAUUCCCAUAUUUUGGGUAACAACAAAAAAUCAAAUAUUUUACAAGAGCCUAUACCACCUACAUUCCUGCUGGCGUACUCCAACAUCACCUUGAUAAAGUUGUCCAUGUCGUAUCAAGGGUUCGCUACCUCACCACCAGCUUUCAUCUCAGUUCCUACGCUUCGGCGUAUCUUUUUCAAAACUGACAGUUUUUGACUUUUUUUUUUUUUUACUGCGGGCAUUUUGUUUGCGCCUGACGAUUUAUUUCAAAUUUUGAGGCAAUUACUAAAAGAAAACGGUGCGUGCACGAUGGUC
This is a messenger RNA of Hyphopichia burtonii NRRL Y-1933, 602 nucleotides long. RefSeq lists its product as uncharacterized. The transcript has a single exon. NCBI's taxonomy places the organism in Eukaryota, Fungi, Ascomycota, Pichiomycetes, Serinales, Debaryomycetaceae. The record is from RefSeq and is a predicted model, not a curated record. Bases 153 to 503 code for a protein of 116 amino acids.